Molecule: messenger RNA, 3081 nt
Organism: Uranotaenia lowii
Lineage: Eukaryota; Metazoa; Arthropoda; Insecta; Diptera; Culicidae
Exons: 1
Coding region: 1-3081 (1026 amino acids)
Cellular component (GO): extracellular region
Molecular function (GO): chitin binding
Source: RefSeq, a predicted model, not a curated record
AUGAAAUGGAUCUAUGCAACGACGACGGUGUUGUUGGUGGCGCUUCAAGUUCAAUCGAUAUGGGCGAGAUGCUGUGGAAAUAGUUUGCCCGAUUUUAUGUGCCCAAGCGCUCCAAGUUCCUUGGUAGUCAAGGUUCAGCAUGAUAUGUACUGCAAUCGGUUCUACAGGUGCGUUGAUGGACGAGCUCAACAGGCUUGGUGUGAACGGGGAACGUACUUUAAUCCCCAUUUGAACGGAUGUUUUGCGGAUGAUUCGGUUUGUGUUGCUGACCCACCGUGUAUCAAGAAGGUUGGAAAAUGUGCCCAUCGAGCGAACCAUUUGGUGGCUAGUGACAUAAAUCUGAGUGAGUUCUAUUUGUGCAAUGCUGAUGGUACCGGAGUCCUACGUCGCUGUCCUUUUGGUUAUGACCCUGCUGCAAAUAAAACUGUCUCGUUGGUGUUUAGAAAUGGAAAGUGUGAAGCUGCUUCCGGUCAAGCCGGUAGUCCAUCGAUCAUUACGAGGGUUAAUGUAAACGUUAAGCAUCCGGCCAGCUCAACGAAUAUCAACGUCAGUGGCGCAUCUGAGAUUCCAGAAGGAGGUUCGUCCAAUCUGGUUGCGGAUGUGAGCGUCAACGGAAACUCAGCCAGCUCUACCGACCCAUCCAUGGAAGGUGAUCAAGGAGCAGGUUCCGGAUCAGCCGAUGGUUGUUCUGGUUCUGGAGAUGCUGGAGUUGGAUCUCCCGCUGGCGAUGGAACUGGAAUGGAAGGGGAUGGUGUAGGCUCGGGUAAUGCUGGAGGUGAUGAUCCCAAUGCUGGAGGUGACGGCUCCACUGCGGGCGGAGAUGGAUCCGGAAGUCAAGGAGGUGUUGGAGGUUCCGAUGGGUCAGGUUCUACUGCACCUGGGGAUGGGGCUGGAUCAGCUGGAGGAUCUGACAGCGCUAAUCAAGGCGAUACGACUUCAUCUAGCACAGGACCAUCCGAUGGUUCCGGUUCUAAUCAAGGAAGCGGUUGUGUAACAGGUCCUGCUGAUGGAUCCGAUUCUAGUGGUUCCACUUUAGACCCAAGUGGUGGUAGCGGGUCCAGUGACGGAACCAGUCAAGGAGAUGAUGGCAGCUCUUCCACCAAUGCUGGUGACGGUUCAAGUGACGGAUCUACUGGAGUAACGAUGCCUGGUGAUGGAAGUUCAGGUGAUGGCAGCUCUGGAACUGGAUCUGAUAGCGGGUCAGACGUAACUAGUGCACCUGAUGCAUCAGGUUCAACUGCGCCUGGCGAUGGAUCCUCAACUGGUGACGGUAGUGGGUCAGCUGGAGGCGCCAGUGAUGCCAGUUCGGGAUCUGAUAGUGGCGCAGGAGUUACCGAUCCAUCUACGGGAGCUGGAUCUUCGGACUCUACCGACCCAUCAACAGCUAGCGGUGAUGGAUCUGGAUCUUCUGACGGAUCGGGAUCAUCUGAUGGAUCGACUAGCUCUGGUGACGGAAGCACAGCAGCUGGAUCCGAUGGUGGAGCAGGUACUACCGCAUCUCCUGGUGGAUCAGGAUCUGAUGGUUCGACUUCGGCAGACAGUGGUAGCGAUGGAUCUGCCGGAUCAUCAGAUGGAUCCGCUCCUGCUGAUGGCAGUGGAUCAACGGCUAGUCAAGGGCAAGGCAGCGACGCAGGCAGUAGUGACGGUAGUAGUGGAUCAAGUGAUGCUGUAACUGAACCGGGAAUGGUCACCGAUUCUCCGACAACUGCUGCUGGAUCCAGUUCUUCAGAUGCUUCGGACGGAUCUUCUACAGAUGGUAGUGAUGGCAGCUCAGGAACUGGAAGUGAUUCUGGAGCUCCGACUUCAGCACCAAACGAUGGAUCUUCAACGAGUAGCAGUGAUGGCAGCGAUGGAUCAUCGGACGGCUCUUCUUCUUCCGGUGCUGGUGAUGGCAGUACUGGUUCUGGAUCCGAUGCAGGUGGAUCAACUGCUGCACCUUCAGAUGGAUCAACGUCUGCACCUGCUGAUGGAUCAUCGAGUGGGUCAUCUGAUGGAUCCUCUGUAGGACCUUCCGAUGGAUCAUCAGGUGGACCUUCAGAUGGAUCAACUGCUGCACCUUCUGACGGAUCAUCGAGUGGACCUUCUGAUGGAUCCACUAUGGGACCUGCUGAUGGAUCAUCGAGUGGACCUUCUGAUGGAUCAACUGCUGCACCUUCUGAUGGAUCAUCGAGUGGAUCUUCUGAUGGAUCAUCGAGUGGACCUUCGGAUGGAUCAUCGGAUGGAUCUUCAGAUGGAUCAACUGCUGAACCUUCUGAUGGAUCAACUGCUGCACCUUCUGAUGGAUCCACUAUGGGACCGGCUGAUGGAUCAUCAGGUGGACCUUCUGGUGGGUCAACUGCUGCACCUUCCGAUGGAUCAUCAGGUGGACCUUCAGAUGGAUCAACUGCUGCACCUUCUGAUGGAUCAUCGGACGGACCUUCAGAUGGAUCAUCGAGCGGACCUUUAGAAGGAUCAACUUCUGAACCUUCUGAUGGAUCAUCUGGUGGCUCAUCUGAUGGAUCACCGACAACACAGACUUCGUCUGAUGGAUCAACUGCUGCACCAUCUGAUGGAUCAUCAAGUGGACCGUCCGAUGGAUCAUCGAGUGGUUCAUCUGAUGGAUCCUCUGUAGGACCUUCCGAUGGAUCAUCAGGUGGACCUUCAGAUGGAUCAACUGCUGCACCUUCUGACGGAUCAUCGAGUGGACCUUCUGAUGGAUCCACUAUGGGACCUGCUGAUGGAUCAUCGAGUGGACCUUCUGAUGGAUCAACUGCUGCACCUUCUGACGGAUCAUCAGGCGGACCUUCUGAUGGAUCAUCAGGUGGACCUUCCGACGGAACAUCAGGCGGACCUUCAGAUGGAUCAACUGCUGCACCUUCGGAUGGAUCAUCAGGUGGACCUUCAGAUGGAUCAACUGCUGCACCUUCUGAUGGAUCAUCGGACGGACCUUCGGAAGGAUCAACUUCUGAACCUUCUGAUGGAUCUGGUGGCUCAUCUGAUGGAUCACCGACAACACAGACUUCGUCCGAUGGUAUGGAGCCCUAUGAGGAGGAGUAUUAUGAGACCAAACCAACUUACACGAAACCUCCUAAAGCGUACUGA